This is a messenger RNA of Tribolium castaneum (red flour beetle), 424 nucleotides long. It is a transcript of the gene ND-B8, whose product is annotated as NADH dehydrogenase (ubiquinone) B8 subunit. The record is from RefSeq and is a predicted model, not a curated record. The transcript is spliced from 3 exons. Lineage: Eukaryota; Metazoa; Arthropoda; Insecta; Coleoptera; Tenebrionidae. Bases 86 to 358 code for a protein of 90 amino acids.
GUGACCGGUAAAGUUACCAGUGACAUUAUCGACGUAUAGAUUUAGAAGUGUCAAACAAAAAAUAUUUUUUGCUAAAAAAAGCACAAUGUCUGCUGCAAUUAGAUUUGGGGCCCGCUUGAAAGAAUUGCGGCUUCAUUUAUGUCAAAAGUCUGCAAGCAGUCAAGGUGUUAGAGAUUUCAUUGAGCAACAUUACGUUGCGAUUAAAUCAAACAACCCCAAAUUGCCCAUUUUGAUCAGGGAAUGUUCGGGAGUGGAGCCCAAAUUGUGGGCUAGGCACGAGCUAGGCAAAGAGACUUGCUAUUCGCUUAAAGAUCUCUCCGCCUCCGACAUCCUCACAAAGCUUCAAUCCGUGGCAUAAGCCAAAUGAAACAUAGUAGAAAAUGUAAAUAGUCUAUAAUUCUCUAAUAAAUUCUGUACAUGGUCA